CUUGAGGGACUGACUGAGUGUCGUCCAUCCCCAACGUUUGCCCUCUCGUCGACUCGACGAGACGGAACACGGAGAAGAGCAGCAGGAUGCCCAGGCCCAACUUCUACGACGAGAUCGACCUGGAGGAUAUGACCUUUGACGAGGACGCGAACCUGUUCCACUACCCGUGUCCCUGCGGCGACCGGUUCGAGAUCAGCCUGGCGCAGCUCAAGGAGGCCGAGGAUGUGGCCAAGUGCCCCAGCUGCAGCCUCAUCAUUCGCGUCAUCUUUGACCCCCUCGACUUUGAGGAUGAUGACGAUGCAGCGGCAACGACGAGUGCGGAGCCUUUGCCACAAGCGCAGCCAAUCGCUGCCUGAUGGACUAGGUAAAGAUGCUGUACUAGACCAUCAGCAUGUCGAGCCGCGCCACCAGGGUGUCUUUCGUCAGUAUUCACCAAAUGGCCGCCUGCCAAACCACGCCCGCUGUCAAAUCACGCCGGUCGCCGAAGAGCUGUCCUGGCACAGGUUAAGCUGGGCCCGCGAUGUCGCUCCAGCCGCAUACAUAGCACAAGCACCGCGGCUGAGCAGAGGCCGUGACGCUGCGCUUUGGCUUCCCGAUUGAUAUGUGAAAGGAGGUAGCAUACAAUUGGAAUGACAAAAAUAAAGAGAGGGCUUCAAGGUGCCCUGAGAUAGCC
Messenger RNA from Acaromyces ingoldii, 673 nucleotides. RefSeq names its product zf-CSL-domain-containing protein. Lineage: Eukaryota; Fungi; Basidiomycota; Exobasidiomycetes; Exobasidiales; Cryptobasidiaceae. The record is from RefSeq and is a predicted model, not a curated record. Gene Ontology annotation, biological process: protein histidyl modification to diphthamide. Bases 87 to 356 code for a protein of 89 amino acids. Gene Ontology annotation, molecular function: metal ion binding. The transcript is spliced from 3 exons.